CAUAAAUUGAGGUGGUUGCAGAAAGGUAGUUGUCAUUUUAGUCGGCAAAUAUCGCCACUUCGCUUUCUGAAAUUGUAAAUUCAUUCAAAUCAUGUUGUUUUACUGAAGCCAGAUAAGUUGUUUUAGUAACUUUCAUAUUAACUUACUAAGGUUUGUAGUUUGUCAAGUAAACGAUUAACUAAAGCUGAUUUAGUAGUGCAAGUAUGUUGGUGUUAGUGUUAGGAGAUUUGCAUAUUCCCCAUAGAUGCAGCAGUCUUCCAAGUAAGUUUAAAAAGUUACUUGUGCCAGGACGCAUUCAACAUAUCUUGUGCACUGGAAAUUUGUGCACCAAGGAGUCCUUUGACUAUCUUAAAACCUUAGCUAGUGAUGUCCAUGUUGUUCGAGGUGAUUUUGAUGAGAACAUGAACUACCCAGAACAGAAAGUGGUUACAGUAGGCCAAUUCAGAAUUGGCCUAUGCCAUGGCCAUCAGGUGGUCCCUUGGGGAGAUCCUGAGUCUUUAGCGCUGGUUCAAAGACAGCUAGAUGUAGAUAUCCUUAUAUCGGGUCACACUCAUAAGUUUGAAGCAUACGAACAUGACAACAAGUUCUACAUCAACCCUGGAUCAGCCACUGGGGCCUACAAUCCUCUAGAUACAUCAAUCAUUCCUUCCUUUGUCUUGAUGGAUAUCCAGAGUACAACUGUGGUAACGUAUGUUUAUCAAUUGGUGGGUGACGAGGUGAAGGUGGAGAGAAUCGAAUACAAGAAGAGUUAAAACUUCUGUAUGGCCAAGCUCCCACCAACCCUGAAUCUGUUGAGUUUGUGUGACUGCGUAGGUGAGUGCAAGAAGUGAAUGGUAUGUAAGAAAAUAAUAGACUGACAAUAGGCUAUCCUAUUGAUUUUUGUAAUGAUUAAUAAAGCUGUAUAGAUUUAAAAGCAGAAACACGGUAUAACUAUCCAUUGUCGAUUUGUGAAACAAAUACAAAGGCAUACCUGAUCUAUUAAAAUCAUAAUUUGUUAUCUUAAAAAUUUUAUCUUUCUAUUUUUUUUUACAAAGUAUUAUGUGUAAAUAUUAUGUUAUGAUCAUUGAUUAUGAUUACAGAAUUAUUAUUCUAAAUACUUUAUUGUGUUCUUAUAUAUAUAUAUAUACAUAUGUAUUGCAUGUUUCUAAAAAUAUUUUUACUUUAAAAGGAAGUUUUGUCUAUGUAUUGCUAGUAGAUGAUAUCAGAUAUCAGUUUUAUCUAACAAUUGGCCUAAUUUGUUUAGGCUACUUUAUAAUUUUCUCAUGUCAAUAAUUUAUAACUUAUUGUGAAUAAAAUUAUUAUUUUUCUUGUUCA
Molecule: messenger RNA, 1314 nt
Organism: Macrosteles quadrilineatus (aster leafhopper)
Lineage: Eukaryota; Metazoa; Arthropoda; Insecta; Hemiptera; Cicadellidae
Gene: Vps29
Product: vacuolar protein sorting-associated protein 29
Exons: 1
Coding region: 204-752 (182 amino acids)
Biological process (GO): intracellular protein transport; retrograde transport, endosome to Golgi
Cellular component (GO): endosome; retromer complex
Source: RefSeq, a predicted model, not a curated record